Molecule: messenger RNA, 4350 nt
Organism: Solenopsis invicta (red fire ant)
Lineage: Eukaryota; Metazoa; Arthropoda; Insecta; Hymenoptera; Formicidae
Gene: Su(z)12
Product: polycomb protein suz12-B
Exons: 9
Coding region: 159-2363 (734 amino acids)
Cellular component (GO): nucleus; ESC/E(Z) complex
Molecular function (GO): chromatin DNA binding
Source: RefSeq, a predicted model, not a curated record
GGCGCAUCGGUCGCCGUGGGUCGCGCCGGAGCGCCGCAGUUUUCGCGCGGGGCGGGUGUUGUCGCGUUGUCGCGUCGCAACUUUCGCGCGACCGAGAGAGAGAAGUUGGAGUUGCUGCGGUGGGAGAGAACUCGUCGUGCACGGAGGACCGCGCGAAAAUGCCGCCGAAGAAGCGGGAGAAGGAUCUCGAUGGGCAGAAAGGACCUCGUAUGGAUCAGAUCCAGGCCGACCACGAGCUCUUUCUGCAAGCCUUCGAAAAACCAACGCAGAUUUACCGGUUCCUCCGCACAAGAAAUCAAAUUUCACCAAUAUUUCUAUAUAGAAAUUUAACGUAUAUGCGGCAACGUAUGUCCAGAAGUCACAAGUCACGGCGAUGUUUUAAGGUCGACACGAUUCUGGAUAAAUUAAUAGCAAAAAAGAAGCACGAACAGAAUCUCGGCGUUCGUGGAUACAUGACUCUUACGUUUUUAGGCUUUUAUGACAAAAGAGUUCAAGUAUCGCAGGACCCUGUCAAAGUAGAAACGUUGUUGUUGAAAAUCUGCCAUAAGAAAAGAAAAGAUGUUAGCUCGCCUAUCAUGCAAAUUUCUGUCGGUACCAGCGAGGUCCCGAUCAAUCCUUCCGAGAGUCAGCCUCCGUUGAAAGCACCUACGAUUUCCAUACCCAAUGAAUCUUUCAGCUUAAAUAAUGGUCACAUAGCAAAGACUUAUGUGCUUUUGCUCAGGGUUUACUGCAUGUCUAACAAUGGCUGCCUUAUAACUAACUGUGAUUUAGAAGAACCAGCUCAAAAACGUCGUAAAUCAUCCACCGGCACGAUAAAAGUCAAUGGCGAAGAAGUGAAACAGUACGGCUCGGAGCUUACCGUUUACGACAAGCACAAUCGAUGCCUGUUGACGGACGGCGAAUAUGAGUUAGGUUUGCACGAAGUACAGACCAAUGUUAGGUCCAGUCCUAAGAAACACAGUUCUUGGGAAACUGUGGCUGACAUCAAAGACUGCGAACCGUUCGACAUAUUCAGGCAAGGACCGACGUUAAAGUUCCGGCUUAGUUGGACGAUGGAACCGAGCAACGGUCUGGUAGAUAGACCGAUGCCGAUACCUCCGAUACCGAACGGUGACAAUAAAGAGAAUCGAUCGGCCAACGCUGGUUUCGAACGUUCUUCCGUAAAUCACAAUAAUAAUAGCACAAAUAAUAAUAAUAACGCGACACUGCCAACGCCUAGUCCGCUAACGCCCUCGUCGAGAAUCAGCAUCUCUAACGAGAAGGUGGACGCUAACGCUAACGGAACACAGCAGAUAGUCUAUCAAUUUUUGUACAACAAUAACAGCCGGCAGCAGACAGAGGCCUGCGAAGACCUACACUGCCCCUGGUGCUCGUUGGACUGCGGCAAACUGUACUCGCUUCUAAAGCAUUUGAAGUUGUGUCAUUCGCGAUUCACAUUCACAUACGUGGCUUCUCUUUUCCAGCCAAUUCCACAAGGUGCCCGAAUUGACGUAGCAAUAAACGAAUGCUAUGAUGGUUCGUAUGCAGGUAGUCCUCACGAAUUAAUUUCACAACCGUCUAGUAUACCUUUUUCAAGGACAGGACCAACCAGACGUACGAGCGUGACGAAUAUCCUGGUAUGCCGUCCGAAGAGAACGAAACCAAGUCUGUCCGAGUUUCUCGAACUCGACGAAAAUGAGUUUGAAAGUCAGAGACCUUAUAUCACCGGCCACAACAGACUGUAUCAUCACACCGUGACCUGUCUGCCUAUAUACCCCAAAGAGAUGGAUAUCGAUUCCGAAGGUGAAAACGACCCCAAGUGGCUGCAAACAAAGACUAUGAUGAUGAUCGAUGACUUUACGGAUGUGAACGAGGGCGAGAAGGAAUUGAUGAAGAUGUGGAAUCUACAUGUGAUGAAACACGGAUAUGUGGGAGACUGCCAGAUACCACUAGCUUGCCAAAUGUUCUUAGAGAAUAAGGGGAAGGAGUUGCUCAUGAAGAACCUCUAUCGCAACUUUGUAUUGCACAUGUGCAGUCUGUUUGACUUUGGGCUAAUCAGCCCGGUGAUACUGUAUCAAACCAUACAGAAGCUGCAAGAAAUCAUGAAGGAGGGCGGCGAGGAUGGGGACGUGCGUAAGGUGCUACAGAAGUCACACGAGGCUCAGGUAGAGCAUUGGAAGGGUGCGCAUGUACAGUCGACGCAUGACGCGUCCAAAACCAGCGGUAUGACGGCCAGUGUCAAGAUCAACUUUGGCAAUGACGGUUCCUCGAGCUCGUCAUCGAACGCCAGGCGAAAGACGACGUCGGCCUCCAUGCCGUUGGGUUCACCCAACUCGCAGAGCGUUAAGAACACGAUGCACAACAUGCACAAUGUCAAUACGUAAACACAAAAAGUCAGCAUAAAUGACGUGUGCCGUUGCCACCAUCGUCGAGGAGCUAGACUGUCAUUCACAAUAGUUCGAUGCACAGAAUUCCGCGUUGUCGGUGCGAAUCCCGCCCUUCCAUCGCCCUCUCAUCGUUCGGCGGUGUAAUCUUUUCCGAUACGCAACAUCACGAGUAAAAUUAUGCCCAACACGGUGUGUCCAAUCAGAAUGUACAAUAGCACGCCGUCAAACGAGCGAUCGAAUUAUCUAUCGGCAAAAAGUACAAACUCUGUAGUGCAAGUGAUGAAAGCAGCAGCGUGACGCGAUCCCGCUGCGCCAGUUGUCGAUGCAAGCUGGCGAGAACGCGAGUACCAUCGAAUACCACCAGCGAAAAUUGGUCCUGGAGGGACGCGAUACAAACAAUAGUGUCGCCACAUCCGCUAGCCAGAAGCCGUCCCCGAACGGAGGUAGCUUCCAGUAGCUACUCAUUAGUAGUAAUAAGAUCGAUUUCGCGCGUUUUUAAUACAAAUUGCAUCUUCUUUUUUUGUACAGUAUUUGUUGCAAGUAAUAUAGAUGAUUAUGCAAUUGACAUUUAUUAAAUAAACUGAAUAAUUAUUGUUUUAGCUGUUAGAUCGAGAUUUGAGAUUUAAUUUAAAGCUUAUACAAAUUGAUUAUUAUGACUUGAGAAGAGAGAUAAUAUAGAAAAGAGGAUGUCUGGCGAACGAUUUUAUCCUUCUCGCCUCUGUGUCGAUGAUUCCAAUCGCGAACAAUAAAGCACGAUGUUUGCAAGCAUGCAAAUUUUAUCAUGUUCAUUUCUUGUUUGUUUCUAGUCAGUGGCGUUUUUUUCUUUUUCUUUUUUUUUCAAUCAUUUCACCUUUUUAAAUCUUUUUAUUUCCGAUAAAUUUUGAUAUAAGUAUCUACACAAUUGAUCUGUGAAACUCACAGCGAUCCACAAACAGCUAUUCCAAAAGUAACGCAAAAUUAUUUUGUCACGCGUACUCUUGUAUCGUAACACAAAAGCGGAGAACAAAUAAUCUUAAGAUUUAAAAAUUAAUUUCUAGAGUUGACUUUGGCACGAGUAAAGAAUAAAAAAAAUUUCCCUCGUUCUGCGUUCUGCUUGGCAACUCGCAAUCACAAAACGUCUUUUUACAUCCGAUAGAUUAUUCUUUUAUAUAGCAAAAUAUGUAUUUUACAAGCGAAUUGAUCGUAGCCAAAUUUUAUGAAACUUUUUAUCGCCCUGAAUUUAAUCAUUUUCAGUAUACGUUGAAUGGUGAAAAAUACUACGAUAUAACCGAAUACAAUUUCUGAGAUUUCAAAUGUGUGCAUAUAUAUAUACAUACGUAUACAUAUAUGUAUAUGUAUAUGUGUAUAUAUAUAUAUAUAUAUAUAUAUAUAUAUAUAUAUAUAUAUAUGCACACAGACAUAUACGUAUGUAAAAGAAUAUUUAAAAAAAAACCUGUGAAAAGGCUGUAUAAAUUAUACUUUACAUUUUGUACAUCGAGACGGAUCGGUAGAGUGAAAGUGCCUUUUACCAAACCAAGCACAGGCCUGAAUUCGCAGAACGACGGUCGACGAUGCUUAAGAAAUAUCGAAUAUUAUUAUACGUCGUUAUUUCUAAAAUUUGCGAAAUUAUUAUAUAUGCUCUAUUUGAAUUAAUGAGAUUAAUGACUCGCACGCUCGUUCUUUGACGAUCGUCGUUCUUUCAUGAGCGAUUCAGACCUCUAGUAUAUCAUAUUAGAAAUGUUAUGAAUUUGCGUGUAACAUAUACAACUUCUACUGCCGUGGUCGUUCGAAGAAGCGCUUACAUUCCUUUAUACAUACUGUCUUCUUUACAUUAUAGGUAGUCUAAUAAAAUUUUUAAUCUUAAGAUGUGCCGCCGGAGCAUUAAGUUCAAUGGAAUUAUCGUUCUCUUCGAGCGACUUCCAAUUCACUGUCCAAUAAUAUUAUCCAUGGUAGGUUGUAAAUAGGAAAUUAAAUGCGAAAUAAAUAUGUGGACGUGAGAAAUAUA